This is a messenger RNA of Marmota monax (woodchuck), 3217 nucleotides long. RefSeq names its product retinoic acid receptor beta (gene Rarb). Gene Ontology annotation, cellular component: nucleus; transcription regulator complex. The record is from RefSeq and is a predicted model, not a curated record. Bases 559 to 1905 code for a protein of 448 amino acids. The transcript has 8 exons. Gene Ontology annotation, molecular function: nuclear receptor activity; RNA polymerase II cis-regulatory region sequence-specific DNA binding; zinc ion binding. Lineage: Eukaryota; Metazoa; Chordata; Mammalia; Rodentia; Sciuridae. Gene Ontology annotation, biological process: retinoic acid receptor signaling pathway; cellular response to corticotropin-releasing hormone stimulus; regulation of transcription by RNA polymerase II.
CUAGUUGGGUCAUUUGAAGGUUAGCAGCCCGGGAAGGGUUCACCGAAAGUUCACUCGCAUAUAUUAGGCAAUUCAAUCUUUCAUUCUGUGUGACAGAAGUAGUAGGAAGUGAGCUGUUCAGAGGCAGGAGGGUCUAUUCUUUGCCAAAGGGGGGACCAGAAUUCCCCCAGGCGAGCAGUUUGAGGACUGGGAUGCCGAGGACGCGAGCGAGCCGGGCAGGGUUUGUCUGGGCACCGUCGGGGUAGGAACCGGAGCGCAUUCGGAAGGCUUUUUGCAGGCAUUUCCUUGGAAGGAGAACUUGGGAUCAUUCUGGGAACCCCCCGCCCCGGCUGGAUUGGCCGAGCAAGCCUGGAAAAUGGUAAAUGAUCAUUUGGAUCAAUUACAGGCUUUUAGCUGGCUUGUCUGUCAUAAUUCAUGAUUCGGGGCUGGGAAAAAGACCAACAGCCUACGUGCCAAAAAAGGGGCAGAGUUUGAUGGAGUUGGGUGGACUUUUCUAUGCCAUUUGCCUCCACACCUAGAGGAUAAGCACUUUUACAGACAUUCGGUGCAGGGGAGAUCAUGUUUGACUGUAUGGAUGUUCUGUCAGUGAGUCCUGGGCAAAUCCUGGAUUUCUACACUGCGAGUCCGUCUUCCUGCAUGCUCCAGGAGAAAGCUCUCAAAGCAUGCUUCAGUGGAUUGACCCAAACCGAAUGGCAGCAUCGGCACACUGCUCAAUCGAUUGAAACACAGAGUACCAGCUCUGAGGAACUGGUCCCGAGCCCUCCGUCUCCACUUCCCCCGCCUCGAGUGUAUAAGCCCUGUUUCGUCUGCCAGGACAAAUCAUCAGGGUACCACUAUGGGGUCAGCGCGUGUGAGGGCUGUAAGGGCUUUUUCCGCAGAAGUAUUCAGAAGAACAUGAUUUACACUUGUCACCGAGAUAAGAACUGUGUUAUUAAUAAAGUCACCAGGAAUCGAUGCCAGUACUGUCGACUCCAGAAGUGCUUUGAAGUGGGAAUGUCCAAAGAAUCUGUCAGGAAUGACAGGAACAAGAAGAAGAAGGAGCCCUCGAAGCAGGAAUGUACAGAGAACUAUGAGAUGACAGCGGAGCUGGACGACCUCACAGAGAAGAUCCGGAAAGCUCACCAGGAAACCUUCCCCUCACUCUGCCAGCUGGGUAAAUACACCACGAAUUCCAGUGCUGACCAUCGAGUUCGACUGGACCUGGGCCUCUGGGACAAAUUCAGUGAACUGGCCACCAAGUGCAUUAUUAAAAUCGUGGAGUUUGCGAAACGCCUGCCAGGUUUCACCGGCUUGACCAUCGCAGACCAGAUCACCCUGCUGAAGGCUGCCUGCCUGGACAUCCUGAUUCUUAGAAUUUGUACCAGGUAUACCCCAGAACAAGACACCAUGACUUUUUCAGAUGGCCUUACCCUAAAUCGAACUCAGAUGCACAAUGCUGGAUUUGGUCCUCUGACUGAUCUUGUGUUCACCUUUGCCAACCAGCUCCUGCCUUUGGAAAUGGAUGACACAGAAACAGGCCUUCUCAGUGCCAUCUGCUUAAUCUGUGGAGACCGCCAGGACCUUGAGGAACCAACAAAAGUAGAUAAACUACAAGAACCAUUGCUGGAAGCACUAAAAAUUUACAUCAGAAAAAGACGACCCAGCAAGCCUCACAUGUUUCCAAAGAUCUUAAUGAAAAUCACAGAUCUCCGUAGCAUCAGUGCUAAAGGUGCAGAACGUGUAAUUACAUUGAAAAUGGAAAUUCCUGGAUCAAUGCCACCUCUUAUUCAGGAAAUGCUGGAGAAUUCUGAAGGACAUGAACCCUUGACCCCAAGUUCAAGUGGGAACACAGCAGAGCACAGUCCCAGUAUUUCACCCAGCUCAGUGGAAAACAGUGGGGUCAGUCAGUCACCACUGGUGCAAUAAGACAUUUCCCAGCUACUUCAAACAUUCCUCAGUACCUUCAGUUCCGGGAUUUAAAAUGCAAGGAAAAACAUUUUUACUGCUGCUUAGUUUUUGGACUGAAAAUAUAUUAAAAUUCAAGAAGGACCAAGAAGUUUCGUAUGUAUCAAUAUAUAUACUCCUCACUGUGUAACUUACCUAGAAAUACAGACUUUUCAAAUUCUAAAAAUCAGCCAUUUCAUGCAACCAGAAACUAACUAAAAGCUUCUAUUUUCCUCUUUGAACAGUCAAGAUUGCAUGGCAAAGACCCAGUCAAAAUGAGUUAGCCCUGGUUAAGUUUCUGAGGACUUUGUACAUACAGAAGUACGGCUCUGUUCUUUCUAAACUGUAUGUUUGGUGCUUUCCUUUUGUCUUGCAUACUCACUCAGUAACCAAGACACCAAGGUUAUGAAAUAGACUACUGUACGUGUCCACCUAAGAAAGGUUCAAAAAGAUCAGUGUCUUGCUUUCUUCAUGGAUAAUCAAGACAUCAAGGUAAGGAAAUAGGACUAUUGUACAGUAUGACAAGAUAAGAUAUUCUAAUUUAGUUAGUAUGGAAGCUUGUCCUUGCUCUUUUUGAUGCUCUCAAUUGCAUCUUUUAUUUCAUGUUGCCCAGUAAAAGUAUACAAAUUCACUGCACUAGCAGAAGAGAAUUCUGUAUCAGUGUAACUGCCAGUUCAGUUAAUCAAAUGUCAUUUGUUCAACUGUUAAUGUCACUUUAACUUAAAAGUGGUUUAUUACUUGUUUAAUGACAAAUUCACAAUAAAAACAAAACAAAAAAAAAUACAUUUUUACAGUAAUGAUAGCCUUCAAGGCAAAAACACUUUUCAGUGUUAAGUUUUUGUUUACCUGUUUCACAAGCCAUUAGGAAAAUUUCAUGGGAUAAUUAGGCUGGUCUACCACCUGGACCAUGUAACUAGUGUCUUUCCUGAUUCAUGCCCGAUAUUGGGAUUUUUUUUUCCAGUUUUUUUUUUUUUUUUUUUUUUUAAUGCCAAGGGGCUAACAUUAACUCCCAAAGGCAUGGGCACUGAAUCUGCCUCCUUUGACCUUGUUCAAUCACUAUGAAGCAGAGUGAAAGCUGUGGUAGAGUGGUUAACAGAUACAAGUGUCAGUUUCUUAGUUCUCAUUUAAGCACUAGUGGAUUUUUUUUUUUUUAUAUUAGCAAGUCUGUGAUGUACUUUCACUGGCUCUGUUUGUACAUUGAGAUUGUUUAACAAUGCUUUCUAUGUUCAUAUACUGUUUACCUUUUUCCAUGGAGUCUCCUGGCAAAGAAUAAAAUAUAUUUAUUUUAAAAGUG